UUGGUGUCAGAGUGCAGGGUCAGCCAUGAUGCAGCACCCCCUGGAGCCGUGAUGCAGUGCCCUAUAAGCUUUGGUACUUGCAGGAAAAAAAGAAAACAUGGUGAAGUGCUCUCUAAGAUGUCUUUCAGGAGAAUAUGUGAUAUAGUACCCCAUAGGCUUCCUUAUACGCAAGAAAUCAUGAUGAAAUGCCCUCCAGGGUGCGCUUCCAGUGGAGAAAAUAUCGUGCAGUGCCCUAAAGGUUGUAAGUAAACGUGGACCAGGAUGAGUGACCAGUUUAGCUGUGAGAACUGUAAGGAGUCUCUAUACGGGAGGAAGUACAUCCAAGUGGACGACGUCCCUCACUGCGUCCCCUGCUACGAUCGUCUCUACGCUAACAUCUGCCAGGGCUGCAAAGAGCUCAUCGGACACAACUCACGGGAGUUGUACUACGAUGACCACCACUACCACGAGGAGUGUUUCCACUGCUCCCGCUGUAAUCGCUCCCUUGCCGAUGAACCGUUCACCUGCCAGGAUGAAGCUCUCCUGUGUAACGACUGCUACUGCAGCGAGUUCUCCUCCAAAUGCGUGGCCUGCAACAAGACCUUCAUGCCAGGAUCGAGGAAGUUGGAGUACGGUGGUUCGACCUGGCACGAGGAGUGUUUUGUGUGUUGUGGGUGUCAGCAGUCUCUGGGAUCUCAGUCUUUUAUCCCCGAUAAGGAUGAGUAUUACUGCGUGCCCUGCUACGAGAGACGCUUUGCUCCCCGCUGCAGCCACUGCAAACAGAUCCUAGUGCAGGGUGGGGUAACGUACCGGAAUGAACCUUGGCACAAGGAAUGUUUCCUGUGCUCGGGCUGUAAGAUGCAGCUGGCCGGUCAGCCCUUCACCUCUCAGGGGGAAAAACCUUACUGUGUCAAGUGCUUCAGCUGCCUUUACGCGCAGAAAUGCACCGCCUGCAACAAGGCCAUCACAGGUUUCGGUGAUGGGAAGUAUGUUUCCUUUGAAGACCGUCAGUGGCAUCAGUCGUGCUUUAAGUGCUCCGAAUGUUCCGUCUCUCUGGUCGGAGCUGGAUUUUUCCCCAGUGGCUCAAAGAUCCUGUGCAAAGACUGUAACAACUGAACCACAGAUUGUGUGUGUGUGUGUGUGUGUGUGAAACACUCUAGGAUCAGGAGUUAGAGAUACGGCCAGGUGAAUCGGCGUUGCUAUUUAAAAAUGUUUUGGGUCAUUUAAUAUAGUGUGUGUAUGUAUGUGUGUGUGUGUGUGUGUGUGUGUGUGUGUGUGUGAAAUUUGUUUAUUUUUUCCAAGCAGUGUUUGUGUAGAAUAAAUCAUUCACCUUAAAAUAAUCAUAAUCACAAAAGAGCAAACCUAUAUACAGUAUAACACCAGUGAUAUAUUUUGGGAAUACUAAAUCUUUUUUAAAGUCCCUGGCACCAGUUUCUUCCUAAAAAGAAAACUUUUCUCUGCUAUAAACCUGAUUUGAGGGCGGGGCAGCUCAUGUGACGUCACAAAAUAAGCUAGGCCAAUCACGCGUGAUAUGCAAAUGACCAAAGAACAACACGAUCUCGAGGAACUUUAAACGUAGAACUAUUGAGUCAGCUGCUAUGAAAAGAAUAAAAUCACUGAGGAUAUGACGACGUCAGUCUGACUAGCUGGUUAGCUGUUUCAAAUUUGUCUAUUUGCAAAUCUAAGUAUAAGAGUUUAUGAAGUUCAACGAAGGUUUCUUUUCAUCCUGCUCAUGAGAAUAGCUGUUUAACUGAGACAGAUAAAAAGAAAAAAUACUGUCUCACACACAGCUAACAAAACAUUUACGAUGUUUUAACAUCAGAGCUCAAGCAGUCUUGGAAAGUCAAAUGCCUCUGAGAACACUGUUGCUAGGCAACUGGGGAAACAAGCGUGCCCAGCAUAAGCUAGCUAAUAACGACUGAGGUAAACGAUUCAGCCAGCUAACGCACAGCUGUCUGAGACAACGUGAAAGGUUUCAUAACAGUAGACACCGCAGUGUCUACGUUUACCUCAGAAAUGUCGAGUAAUUGCUGAGAAAAUCCUCCUGUUAGCUUAAAUCAUCCUGUAAUCAUACUUAGCACCGACUGCUAAACAAGCUAACAUGUUUUCCUUGAAGAGAAAUAUAAAUAUUCAUCCAGAUUUAUCAGGCCACCCCUCCUCCCCCGCCCCUUUCCAGAUAUCUUCUAGCGUUCUGUUGGUGUGAGGCUGCUGUAUGUACCGGCAACACGCUUCAGAUUUCCUAAUCACAUUCCACAUCUAAUGACUUUUCCUAGCCGAAUGUACACAUCACAUACUGUCAGCACCUGACUUAAUGCUCUGAGCAUCUUGCUGAGCAUGAAGAACCACAUUCCAGCAGACAAUUGAUAUUCGGGUCACGUUCCAGCGUGAUUUUUUGCGCUCUCCUGUCGAGUUGUGUGUGUUUCCGCCUGUAAAUUAGCCGUAAGCCUUUUUACCGUGCCGCUCAUGUAACUCUCACAAUGUAGACGUCGAUAUUAUUUAAACCCACGCUCACGUUACACGCCUUACUGCUCAAAACGUUUUUAAAACACUUUAAAGGUUCACCUUCUUUCUUGUACCUGACCUUCAGGCUACAAGUGGAUCCCAAUUACCGCCGUUUAGCUAGCUAACUUAUUCAUGUUAAAAAACACAAACACUGUCUUGCUGAGUUAAUUACGAAAAUGAAUUGUAUAAUGUUUUACAAAAGUAUGCUAAUUUUUAUGACACACAACAAUAUUGAGUAAGCAUGAACAGCUAGCUAGCUAUAGAAAUAAGGAACGAAAUGCGGUUCGCUUGGGUAGCAGGUAUGAGAAACUAAUUCUAAACAUGUUUACUGAAGUAAACUAGCCUGCUUUGUUUAAUAGAAAUCAGCUAUUAGAGUAUCUUAGCUAAAGAUAAAGAGCUAGCUAGCUUCUAGUGCUGUUAGAAAUGAGGUCAGAGACGUAGCUAGUUGGAUUGUAUCACACUGAGGGCUUGUUAUUGGAGUUGCUAACCGUUUAUCUAGCUUGCGUGUAGCUGUUAAAUGCAAGAAUAAGACAAAAUAGUCGAGAAUUUUUAAACAUUUCUCUCUGAGGAAUUGCUGAGAAAAUGCUUCACAUUGCUAGAAUGACACUGAUGUCGCAUUUCUGAAAGUUUUUCUAGUAAUUUCUCGUCAAAUUAAUGGUAAAAUGGUGCAAGCUCCAGUUACAGCUCAACACUUUUCCGACAGAAAUCACAAAAGAAACACAAUCUAGCUCUCUUUAACCACAGUUUCCUAAACCUUAUUGAUUUUUAAAUUCAUUCCAAUCAGGAUCACGAGCGUUUAGGCGUGUAGACGUGAACGUGGGCUUCGUAUUUGCACGGCUUUAAGAAUGUAUUCCGCAUGUUGUAUUCCGCAGGAAGUUCCUGUCACCAUUUUCACUGCAUUUUCAUUCUAUUAUAAGUGGUUAUAAGCGUGUAUAACGCAGCGGGAGGAAAAUUUCACGUCUCUGACACCACAGUAACAACAUAACAACAACAGCUGUUAAUACACAACAAAACAAAACCAUGCGGGAAUUUAUUUCUAUAAUUUUUGUUGAGUAAACAACAAAAAAAUAAAAAAUAAACACAGUCUAUGCACACUUGUGUGUGGGAUGAUAAAUAUAUUUUCAUGAGUUUUUUUUAUUAUUAUUCCUGAUGAGAUGUUUUACUUGAGGUUGAGUUUCACUGCUUUAAUGUUUUGGAAAUAAAUUUAAUAAAUUUUUAAAAUAAGUAAAUAAAUAAAGGAUAGAA
Messenger RNA from Hemibagrus wyckioides, 3726 nucleotides. It is a transcript of the gene fhl3b, whose product is annotated as four and a half LIM domains 3b. Gene Ontology annotation, biological process: actin cytoskeleton organization. Gene Ontology annotation, cellular component: nucleus; stress fiber; Z disc. The record is from RefSeq and is a predicted model, not a curated record. The coding region runs from base 262 to 1095 and encodes 277 amino acids. NCBI's taxonomy places the organism in Eukaryota, Metazoa, Chordata, Actinopteri, Siluriformes, Bagridae. The transcript has 6 exons. Gene Ontology annotation, molecular function: transcription coregulator activity; actin binding.